GUGUACGCAGUCGUCGUCUCAUUGUUUUCACAGACCUCAGGUGACGUGACCCCUGUUCUCAUGAAUCCUCUCUCGCUGUCACACAUCAUUUCUCUGUCAGAAAGAAUAUGCCGUACCGUAUCAGAUAUGAACGCAGAUCACGUGAUGGUCACGCAAGAAACUUUAAUGGAGCAGCUAGUGAAAAAUUAUCCAGGCAUUGCAGUUCCCUCCCAUGAUAUCUUAUACAAUAUGCUUGGUGCGCUAAUUAAAGAAAGGAAAAUCUAUCAUACGGGAGAAGGAUACUUCAUUGUGACUCCCAGCACAUACUUUGUCACAGAUCGUGCCACAGAAGAGAAGAGAAGGGUCCCACUGGAGGACAGUUAUUGCUCUUCAUCCCCUUCCAUCGCUCUCCUUGUAAGCAUUGAGCACUGUGCAGACCUAGUGAAAGAAAACAUUCCUACAGUAUCCUGUUACAGAUCCUGCCAUUGUUUCCCUGUCCAGAAUAUGCUUUGUGAACAAAGACAUGGGCAGCUAAUGAAGCAUGAACAUAAUGGAGGAGGUAAGAAUGAAUUGAAGGCUUCAAUUCAAACUCGAGGGAUGUCCACAUCCGCUGAAAACCAUUCCUGGGACACCACCAAAUCCCUGACGUCUGUGAAAGAGAAACUGAAAAGCAAGAGGUUUGGUCUUGGCUUUUUCUGGAGAACUGCUUUUAAAAAUGAAAAAUGUAAGAAGCAGUACUCCACUUUUUCAGCCCAGUUUCCUCCCAAGGAGUGGCCAGUCAGGGAUGAAGAUGACUUAGAUAAUAUUCCACGUGACAUUGAACACGAAAUUAUCAAGCGCAUUAACCCCACUCUUACAGUUGACAAUUUGAUGAAGCACACAAAAUUAAUGCAAAAGUUUGAGGAGCAGAAAAAAUGUGUCAGCAAGGGAACCUCGGCUGAAGUGUCAACAGUCAGGCAAAACCAUCCUUCAAAGGACUGUGUUCAAAAGACACAAAGUAAAACAGCAAAACACACCAGGAAAAACAAACCAAGCAAAGAGAAGCAGAUUAGCAGAAGUGACAGGAAAUGUCCCAUACAGGAUCUAACAUUGCAAAAGAAGAAGCUGGAAGAGAACCUUUCACUGCCUACCAGAAACCAGGAGCCAUCUGAUGUAGCAGUGGAAUCCCAGGUCGUAUAUAAAAAGCAAAUUAAGAACCCUUUCCAGGAUCUGCCAUGGAGACGCAACUUUUAUGCGAAAGGGUACAAAGGCGCUAUUAACAGUCAGCUGAAGUCCAGGACUCGAAAUCAAGCAAGGGCUUUACAAAGGCCACAGUCCCUGGACUUCUCAAACACUUAUGAAUAUGAAACUGAACAGGUGGCUACUGAAAUGCAGGCUGACAAAGCUAAGCAAAAUGAACUGCACCAUGUUAAUAGGUCUUCUCUUCAAAUAAAGAAAGGUAGUUUAAGUGAAAAUUUUAGUCAUCUACACGGCAGCAACUUGCAAAUAGAUAACAAAUACAAAUACUUUCUGGAGAGCAAUAUUUCUGAAGAAAACAUCUACAGAAGAACACUAAAAAUAAAUCCUGGGGAUACUCAAAAAUCCCCUCACGCCUACACUAGCGACAGUGGGGUGUGCAAAGAAGAUGCAACAUUUUCAUUAAGUCUGAAAGAUGAGUAUCGCAGGUGCAAAACUGACACUGUGUGUGAGUUAUUAGAUCAAACAGGAAACGUAUUUCAAAAUGUCCAUCUUUCAAAUUAUACAGCCGACGUCAACCCGGUAAAAUUUGGUGUGAAAUACAGACAAAAGACUGUUAGAAAGAGUGAACUUACAUUUAAAGAUGACUGUGCCAGCCACCCUGGAUCAGUGAAGCUGGAAAGUGAAGGAUUUACUGAGAACUGCCAUCUUCUGUACCAAAAAGCACAUCUUGGUGACACCUGUACCCCAUUACAUCUGGAUGAUGGUUUUGAAGGCAAUGAACCUGGCCAUGCUUUUUCAGAUACAAGAGACUGGAGUAAGGCUGUGCAAAAGCUGGGGACAGCUAUGUCCCUAAAAAUCUGUAAGGUUAAUACUUAUCCUGCCCAGUACAACACAACUGUAAAUAAACGUGACUCUGGAGAGCAUAGAUAUAAGGAAAGUAUUGCAGAAUUAAUAGAUGACUCAAGAGAACAUCCAAAACCAGAUUCCACAAGAGAAGAUUGUUUGUGCAGUCAGGUCCUUCUGAUAGGUCACAGAAAGGAAGAAGAAACUGGCCUUACUGAAUGCGCAAAGGCUUCAGCUGUAGCAGAUUGCUGUCACACCAAGGAGGCUGACUCAGGUGCUGACACUUUGCAGAACUCCAGCUAUGAGACAGGUGAAGUAGUGGCGUGCUGUGCUUUAGGCUCACAGACCAAAGAAAGAAGAAAUCCUCCGGCAAAAAAGGAUCCGUUUUUUAAGAAUGCGUGUACUGUGAUACCAAGACAGAAACACUCAGAAGGGACAGAAAACCACAGCGUUACAGGAGACAGUGGAAUUGAUUGUGUUAGAUGGACUGAAAAGAAGAUGAAGCUUCCUACCAAAUUCUGA
Messenger RNA from Mesitornis unicolor (brown roatelo), 2523 nucleotides. It is a transcript of the gene STOX1, whose product is annotated as storkhead box 1. The record is from RefSeq and is a predicted model, not a curated record. The annotation marks the transcript as partial. Gene Ontology annotation, cellular component: cytoplasm; nucleus. Gene Ontology annotation, biological process: positive regulation of transcription by RNA polymerase II. The transcript has 4 exons. NCBI's taxonomy places the organism in Eukaryota, Metazoa, Chordata, Aves, Mesitornithiformes, Mesitornithidae. Gene Ontology annotation, molecular function: DNA-binding transcription activator activity, RNA polymerase II-specific; RNA polymerase II transcription regulatory region sequence-specific DNA binding.